UACAAAAUGCAACCAAGAAACUUUGAACAAAUAUUUUGCAGACUGUGUCUUACUAUUAUAAACGAUAGAAAUUGCGAAAUAAUAGGAGAAGCCUUAAGGGAAGUUCUGGCAGUAGUUUUGCCGAAUCUGGAUCUUAAGGACAUAGAUAAACAUGUAAUGUGUAAAACGUGUUCCAUAAAGCUAUUCGCGGCCUUUAAUUUUAAAUCGACAUGUAAGGAUACAGAGGGUAUUAUUUUUCCAUACAUUAAUUCGAAUUCAGGGUCAGUAGUGGAUUUAAAAGAAGUAUAUUUAAAGGAAAAAGGAAAUAUUCACCCUAUUGAUAUAUCCGAAAACCAAAGAAUUUGUCGAUUAUGUAUUCAGUUGGUAACAUAUGGGUUUGCCGCACUAAAUGAAGUGGAUAUUGACAUAAUCAAUGCAUACAUACCGCAAGUUAACAUCAGUGCUAGCAAAGACCCUGUAAUAUGUGCAUCCUGUUUGGAUUCGCUUCGUACUCAUGGAGGUUUCUUAAAGAACUGCCUUGACUCCCAGGAAAAAUAUAAAAGUGCAGAUGAGCAUUAUCAUAUCAAAACUGAAGAGAUUGGAAUAAAACUGGAAGAUAAUCAGCAUGCGAUGGACGAAUAUAAAAACAUUCUUGAUAUGCCCUCUUAUAUUGAACCUGAAGAUAUUAAAAUAAAACUGGAAAGUGGUGAGGAUACGGAGGAAAUGUAUAGAAACAUUUACAAGCAGCCUUAUCUUAAAUCUGACAUUGAAAUAAAAAUCGAAGAUGUCGACAAUGUUCAGGAGAAAUACCAAAAUGUUGAUAAACAGGCUUAUAUUAAAUACGAAGAGAUUGAAAUGAAGUUGGAGGAUGAUCAUGGGAGUAAUUCUUUUUCGUAUGGCUUAGUUGAUGAAACAAUGGAAGACGAAGUGAAAUGGAGUUCAGAAGAUGUAGGAGAAAUAAAGACGGGACUUAACGAAAUAUAUGCAACUCCGCUGUUGGGUCACGAUGUCCAAGUACCCAAAAACGAAAACUCUAGGUUUCAAAAGUGUAAACCUUCAUUAAGUAAACGAUUCUAUCAGUGUAAUAUAUGCAAGUAUGAAACCAAAUUUAAAACGAAUCUGAACAGUCAUCAGCUACUGCACAAAGACCUUUCAGACAUCGAACUGUUCAAGUGCGAUACGUGCAGUUUUGAAACUAAGUAUAAGCGUUCUCUAAACAGACAUCAGAUAAUGCACAGAAACGUUUCAGAAAUUCAAAUGUACAAACGCGAUACUUGUACAUAUGAAACUAAUCAUAAGGGACAACCAAAUGUGCAUCAGUUAUUGGACAAAGACCCGUCAGAAAUCCAAAUGUAUAAGUGCAAUGCUUGUACCUAUGAGACUAAGUUUAGAAGCAAUCUAAAAUCACAUCAAUUAAUACACAAAGAUUCUUCAGAAAUCCAAAUGUACAAGUGUGAUACAUGCGGUUUCCAAACUAAGCAUAAGAGACAUCUAAAAUCGCAUCAGUUAAUACACAAAGAUUCCUCAGAAACUCGAAUGUACAGAUGCGAUACUUGUACUUUUGAAACUAAAUACAAGAGUGGCCUAAAUAAGCACCAGUUGAUGCACAAAGACCUUUCAGAAAUCCCAAUGUACACGUGUGACGCCUGUAGUUAUGAAACUAAACGUAAGAGCGAUUUGAGCAGACAUCAAUUAAAGCACAAUAACAUAUCAGAAAUCGAAAUGUACAAGUGUGAUACGUGUACCUAUGAAACUAAAUUUAAAAAGGAUCUAAAAUCGCAUCAACUAAUACACAAAGAUUCUUCCCAAGUCCAAUUAUACACAUGUGGUUCUUGUACCUAUGAAACUAAGUUUAAGAGGAAUCUAAAAUCGCACCAAUUAAUACACAAGGAUCCUUCAGAAAUUUGGAUGUACAAAUGUGAUACCUGCAAUUUUGAAAGUAAAUAUAAGCAUUGUCUAAAACAUCAUCAGUUAACCCACGAAGACCCAUCAGAAAUCCACAUGUACAAAUGUGACACUUGCACUUUCGAAACAAAAUUUAAGCGUCACCUAAAGCGUCAUCAGUUAACACACAAACAUAUUUCUGAAAUCCAAAUGAAUAAAUGAGAC
Molecule: messenger RNA, 2088 nt
Organism: Anoplophora glabripennis (Asian longhorned beetle)
Lineage: Eukaryota; Metazoa; Arthropoda; Insecta; Coleoptera; Cerambycidae
Product: zinc finger protein 626-like
Exons: 4
Coding region: 7-2085 (692 amino acids)
Biological process (GO): regulation of transcription by RNA polymerase II
Cellular component (GO): nucleus
Molecular function (GO): DNA-binding transcription factor activity, RNA polymerase II-specific; zinc ion binding; RNA polymerase II transcription regulatory region sequence-specific DNA binding
Source: RefSeq, a predicted model, not a curated record